AGAGACUCUUUAGCAUUCUCGUGUCAUGUGUAACGGCCUCUGUUUCUUUCUCUCUAUAAAUAUCUUCUUCCUCAUUUCUCAAUCCUCUGUGUAUCUCUCUCUACCGACUCUGAACCUAUAGAGCCAACGAAACAAGAAGAUUCAGAGGACAGUGAACAAAGAAGAGUAAUUCUCAACUCCUUCAUUCAUUUGUUCAUUUGUUGAUUCUUUACUCCGACUAUGAGGAUUGUACGUGCGACGGAGACGUUCUCGGCGGAGCUCAAGGAGUUCAUGUGCGCCGCUGUGCAAAGGAGGAGAGACGAUGACGGAUUUAGAGGCUCUCGUGGUGGUGGUAAAUCAAGAAAUGCCAUGGAUCUGGAUUCUGACUCCGGAAACAGAUUGGUUUGUGUAACUGGUGGUGUUUCUUAUCUUGGUCGUGCCAUCGUUAAACGUCUUCUUGUUCAUGGAUACUCCGUUAGAAUCGUCGUUGAUUGUCCAGAGGACAAAGAGAAAGUGAGCGAAAUGGAAGCCGACGCUGAAACGGCGUCGUUUAGCAACAGGAUUACUUCAGUGGUUUCUCGAUUAACAGAGAUCGAGAGUUUGCUUAAGGCGUUUGAUGGUUGUGCUGGGGUUUUCCACACUUCUGCGUUUGUUGAUCCUGCUGGAGUCUCUGGAUAUUCGAAAUCAAUGGCAGAAUUAGAAGCAAAAGUGAGCGAGAAUGUAAUCGAAGCGUGUACAAGAACAUCCUCAGUGAGAAAAUGUGUCUUCACAUCAUCUCUCUUAGCCUGCACUUGGCAAAACAAUACCUACAACAAUCUUGAUUACUCUGUUAUCAACGAAGAAAGCUGGAGCGACGAACAACUCUGCAUCGAUAACAAGCUUUGGUAUGCACUUGGAAAACUCAAAGCCGAGAAAGCUGCGUGGAGAAUUGCGGAUUCAAAAGGAUUAAAGCUUGCAACUAUAUGUCCUGCUCUUAUAACUGGUCCUGACUUCUUCAACCGUAACUCCACUUCAACCUUAGCUUAUCUCAAAGGAGCAAAAGAGAUGUAUAGUAACGGAUUAUUAGCGACAAUGGAUGUGAACAAGUUGGCUAAAGCUCACGUAUGUUUGUGGGAAGGUUUGGGUAAUAAAACUGCGUUUGGUAGAUACAUUUGUUUCGACACCAUUCUCUCUAGAGAUGGUGCUGAAAAACUUGCUAAAGAUAUCGGUGUUCAAAUCGAAAAGAUUUGCGGUAACAACAACGAUUCAGACGCAAACGCAGAAACAGAUGCUUCUUUACAAAUAUCAGAUAAAAAGCUUUUAGACCUUAUGUCAAGAACUCUACGAAGUUGCUACCAUGAAAGUUAGCUAGACACGACAAAAAUUUUAAGGAGCAAUUCUAAGCUGUUGACGUGGUGUUUUGCUCUUAUUCUUUUCUUCUUUUUAUAAUUAUGCUUUCUUCUUGUUUAAUUUUCUUAUAAUGAUAAUCAUUCAUCAAUAUCAAAUAAAAAAAUGAUAAUCAUUGUUAUUUGUACGAAUGUGGUUUGUGUGGAGGGAGGUUGUUGUAAAGGGCCGGUAGAGUUGGUAUUCGUUGAAAAUUUUUAAAUUAUUGGAAAAAUUUAUACUAUUUUUUCCUA
This is a messenger RNA of Arabidopsis lyrata subsp. lyrata, 1595 nucleotides long. Its product is annotated as cinnamoyl-CoA reductase-like SNL6. The transcript is spliced from 5 exons. Lineage: Eukaryota; Viridiplantae; Streptophyta; Magnoliopsida; Brassicales; Brassicaceae. Gene Ontology annotation, molecular function: 3-beta-hydroxy-Delta5-steroid dehydrogenase (NAD+) activity. Gene Ontology annotation, biological process: steroid biosynthetic process. Bases 220 to 1326 code for a protein of 368 amino acids. The record is from RefSeq and is a predicted model, not a curated record.